This is a messenger RNA of Penicillium brasilianum, 732 nucleotides long. NCBI's taxonomy places the organism in Eukaryota, Fungi, Ascomycota, Eurotiomycetes, Eurotiales, Aspergillaceae. The record is from the annotation of a GenBank genome assembly.
AUGGGCAACUUCACCAUCGUCAACGGCCAAGUCUACACUCCGGGCUUGGCCAUCAUCGACGCCCCACAACCAAACACGCCGCUCGGAGGAGACAACCUUCAGGUCGCCAUCGAUGUGUCGGGAAAUGGCAAGCUCCCCUGGCCGCCUUCCACCCAAUCCGCAGACUCGGCGACGCUCUUCCACAACAUCACUCUCUUCUUGACCUCCGAGACCUUGUCGCACAAUUUCACCAUCUCCAAUGGCACUGAGCCAAAGAAUAACGGCACUGGCUAUGUCGGGCCCGUGUUGGACUUGGAACCCUCGUCCACGGUGAAGCACGUCAACUGGGUGUGGCCCAAGUGCCUCGUGGGCGACGGCACGAGCAGCGAAGGAUCAGCCCGAGGCGCGUACAACAUUUCCAUGCACCAGUCCUUUCGCUGGAAUGGCACAGAUUAUUAUACGGUCUUUGAUUUGCCCAUCUCCGUGACGAAUAGCAUAUCGGAGAGCGCCGAUCGGGUGGACUGCGACUCGCUGGAGAACAAAGUCCUUAGCGAGGCAGAGGAUGAGAAGAGCUCCGACACGCUGCCAGGACAACCCUGGGUUCAGAACGGUACGAGCACUGAGACCAGCUCUGGAUCGAGCGCAUCGUCAACCAAGACAAGUGCAGGAGUGGUCGUGACAAAGGAGAAGAAGACGGCGAUGCUCCUUGCGACCGUCGGGAUCGUUGUCAGCGCGUUUCUCCACGCGCUGUGA